UGUUUCCAGGAGCCGGUGUCUGACCACGGCACAGGCGUUGUAUCUCGGAGGAUAUCUACCACGUUUUACUCAUCUGUUCAUAAAUGUUUCGAGGACAAUUGUGCUUUCUAUUUUUAUAAAGUCCCACUGAGCGGCUGGCGGAAUUUUUGUUGUCUGGAUGAAAAAAAUCCUGCCGCAUUCUUUUUUUGUUGUGGUUUCUGCAACGUGCCCGGCCAGCCGCGUUUCAUCUUCUUCAUCUUUCAUCGGAAUAAAACAUUACAACCGUUGCCGCCAGUAAUCGCUGAGCUGGAUUUAAUUGAAGAAAUGCUGCUUUCCAAGCUGAAUUCUCUGGCUCACAUGUCGGCCGUGGAUAUGCCGGCGAAAAUGCAGCACCAAAUCCAGCAAGUGAAGGAGAAGGAGCCUUUCGAGAAGCUUUAUCAGGUCGGCGCGGUUUUGGGAAGCGGCGGCUUCGGUACCGUCUACUCCGGUACAAGGACAUCCGAUGGAGCCCCGGUCGCUGUUAAACAUGUAUCCAAGGAAAGAGUGACGGAGUGGGUAGAGCUGGCUAACGGCUCACGGGUUCCGCUGGAGAUCAUGCUCUUAAAGAAGGUCGGAACGGGCUUCCGCGGUGUCAUCAAAAUGCUGGACUGGUUCGAGCGGCCCGACAGCUUCAUCAUUGUCAUGGAGAGGCCCGAAAUAGUCAAGGACCUGUUCGACUUUAUCACUGAGAAGGGCGCUUUGCCCGAGGAACUGGCGCGGAGCUUCUUCCGCCAGGUGCUGGAGGCUGUGCGGCACUGCCACAGCUGCGGCGUGGUGCACCGGGACAUCAAGGACGAGAAUAUCCUCAUUGACCUCCGCACCGGGGAGAUGAAACUCAUCGACUUCGGCUCUGGUGCCUUGCUCAAGGACACAUUCUACACAGACUUUGACGGCACAAGGGUGUACAGUCCACCUGAGUGGAUUAAAUUUCAUCGCUACCAUGGUCGAUCUGCCACUGUUUGGUCCCUGGGAGUCCUGCUGUAUGAUAUGGUGUGUGGAGACAUCCCGUUUGAACACGAUGAGGAGAUCAUAAACGCACAAGUUCUGUUCCGGAGGAAAAUCUCCACAGAAUGCCAGCAGCUCAUCAAGUGGUGCCUAUCCCAGAGGCCUGCAGACCGCCCAUCCCUCGAGGACAUUAUCAACCACUCGUGGAUGCAGAACACCUCCCCUUCAGUGGUGCCCUCCACAGCACAGACAGAGAAGUCGGUCACAGAGAUCAGGCUGCACAGCAUCGCCCAUGAGCCUACCACCUUCAUACACACCCCAGUGGCUGUGGCGGUUGCUCGAUGAGAGGGUGUAUCUUCGGACUCAACAAAAAGGGACUUUUACAAAAAGUUUGCGUAAUAGACUGCAAAAGAGAGAGUGUUGAGGACUGAGGUCCUCACAAGAGCCUCUGCACGUCGCCAAACGGACUCCGAUCCAUGUGAUGGGUGUUCUUGUGCUCCCCAGGAGGGAGGUUGCAAACAUCUGCAGCCGAACAGGACAUAAUCCGGCCGUCCAGUGGGACAGCAGGCGAACAGCGCAAGUUAUGUAAACUCUCGCCAUGCAGCAUUCCAGUCACUUCCUCCACAAAAGGAGUGUUGGAGUCAUUGGUGAUGAGUGUGAAAAGUACCAUAUGUGAAAUUGUUGUAGGCAAGGGGAUCCUGGAAAUACUUGAAUUUCUACAAACAGAAGUACUGCAACCUUUUUGUUCUUUAUUUACUCCUUACAUGGCUUGUCUUUUCCCCCCUCAUUGGCCUAGAUCAGUUAAGCCAAUGUUUUAUGUUUUUUACAACCACUACUAUCACCACUACUCUUAUGUCAUUAGCAACCAGACAACCUCAUAGUGCCUGCAGCAACUUUUGCAAAUGGAAUCAAGAAAAAGACACGGGUCUCACCUCAGUCUGUUUACAUCCACCUCUACUACACAGCCUUCCUUCCUCCUCACCUUCUUCCUGUGUUAUUUUCACAAAUACACAAGGCUUAAUGCAAGGUGUUUACCUUCAUCAACCUGAGUGCACACAAUGCAGAUCUGACCUUACAAACACCCUCUGCUCCUUAGAUGCUUGGAUUCUUCUUUUUUUGGGUUGGGGAGGGGGGUAUGUGCCUCACAUGGGUCUUCAAAGUUCGGUGAGGAUAGGAAUUGUAAAUCAAGAUAUUUAUUUAUUUAUGAGAGAAUUACGCCUUUCUACAAAUAGAUAUAUUUCAUCCACAGUCACUGAAGGACUCACAGAUUUUUUAAGAGGAGGAGUUUUGCUUUUGUUUUUUUUGUGACCAUAUUUAUAAUGGCUUGAAACACAGAUCAGAUGUUUGUGUAUGUCAUGUAAAUAAAGUAAAUAGUCCUGAAAAGCACUUCCAAUUUCUGAGUCUACUGAUGGUGAACCAUGUUGUUAAUAUUGAACGGUAUGUGUGUGGAUGAUCACAUUUUUGGUUGUGUUUUUAUUCCACCCACUUGAUUUACAGUUGUAAAUUAUGUUAGAAACUAUUUUUAUAUGAUUUUAAUA
Molecule: messenger RNA, 2501 nt
Organism: Cyprinodon variegatus (sheepshead minnow)
Lineage: Eukaryota; Metazoa; Chordata; Actinopteri; Cyprinodontiformes; Cyprinodontidae
Gene: pim1
Product: Pim-1 proto-oncogene, serine/threonine kinase
Exons: 6
Coding region: 304-1308 (334 amino acids)
Biological process (GO): negative regulation of apoptotic process; protein autophosphorylation
Cellular component (GO): cytoplasm
Molecular function (GO): ATP binding; protein serine/threonine kinase activity
Source: RefSeq, a predicted model, not a curated record